CAGGGAUCCUGUUUAAAGGAUGGCGAUUUGGCACGAGCACGCAUGAAUGAGGCUGAGGCCUGUUUUAUAUUGGCCGCACGCAAUUAUGCCGAUAAGACUGCUGCCGAUGAACACACAAUCUUACGUUCGUGGGCUGUUAAAGAUUUUGCCCCCAAUGUUCCGCAAUAUGUGCAAAUAUUCAGACCUGAACAUAAGCUUCAUGUUAAAUUCGCUGAACAUGUCGUGUGUGAGGACGAAUUUAAAUAUGCUUUGUUGGCUAAUAACUGUACAUGUCCUGGUGCCAGUACCCUGGUGACAUUAUUGUUGCAUACAUCACGGGGCCAGGAGGGUCAGCAAUCACCCGAAGAAUGGCAUCGUUUAUAUGGCAAAUGUUCGGGUAAUGAAAUCUAUCACAUCGUUUUGGGUGAUAGUCGUUUCUUUGGCGAAUAUGAGGGUAAAAGUUUUACCUAUGCCAGUUUUCAUUCACAUCGAAAAUACGGCGUGGCCUUGGUGGGUGUGCGUCCAGCUCAUUUGCCCGAAUUCUACGAGGAUACGAUAUUGUUAAAUCCCGGUCCUAGGCAUAUCAUGAAAAAGGAUGACACCUGCUAUUACAUGAGCAUUACCAAGGAGGAGAACUCUGCAUUUGUGGUUAAUCAAAAUCAGCAAAAUCAAAAUGCGGAUACAAUGGCGGGCAAGGAAAAUGCAUCGGAUAAUCCCACAUCUGUGAUAAUCUCAGAUUCCAAACAGAAUCUCAAAGAUACUGCGGUAACAUCGACAAAUGCAACGCAAACACCUGCAGCAACGACUACAACCACUGUCACUACCACCACCAUACCAUUAAGUCUGGGCGGAGGAGGAGGCGGUGGCCUCGGUAAUAUGGGCGGCGGCGGAGGAGGUGGUAGUAGUUCUUUACAUGGUAGCUUAGGUAAUACAUUGGGUAUCGGUGGAGGAGGAGGGGGAGGUAGUAGCAGCUGUGGUGGUGGAGGCGGUGGCCUUACUGUAGGUACCUCAUCCCUAAGUACGGGUAAUCAUUUAGAUGUCCCGCAAUCGGGUAAUCCAAAUCUAUUGAGCCCAGAUAUUUUAAGUCAAAGAAGGGGGAGCCGCCGCCCAUCCAUUUUACCUGUGCCUGACAUGUUCACCUCUUCCUCAUUUAGCAUAUCCGGCAACGAUGAUGGCGACGAGGGCGAUGAAAGUGAUGAUGAAAUUGAUGACGAUGUACCAUGGCGUUCACCAUCCGAGAAAAUAGCCAUCGUUAAAGGAUUUCCUCCGGUAUCACCGUUUAUUGGUGUUAGUCCUACGCUUUGUUAUUUGCUCAAGGAGAAGAAACCGUUAUGCUGUUUGCAGUUAGCACAGGUCUGUGAACAUUGUAGCUAUCGCAAUGCCAAAGAGUAUCAAUGGCAAAAUAAAACCAUUAUUUUGGCUGCCGAUUAUGCCUCAAAUGGAAUAUACAAUUUCAUUAUCCCUCUGAGGGCUCACUUCCGUUCCAAGACCUCAUUGAAUCCGAUCAUUUUGUUGCUGGAACGACGACCGGAUGUGGCAUUUUUAGAUGCUUUAUCAUAUUUUCCUUUGGUUUAUUGGAUGUUGGGCUCCAUUGAUUGCCUGGAUGAUUUGCUAAGGGCCGGCAUAACAUUGGCCGAAAGUGUGGUGGUUGUAAAUAAGGAACUGUCAAAUUCAGCCGAAGAAGAUUCGCUGUCGGAUUGUAAUACCAUUGUGGCCGUUCAAACUAUGUUCAAAUUCUUUCCCAGCAUCAAAAGUAUUACAGAGCUGUCGCAAAGUUCCAAUAUGCGUUUCAUGCAAUUUAGAGCCCAUGACAAAUAUGCUUUACAUUUAAGUAAAAUGGAAAAGCGUGAAAAAGAACGCGGCUCCCACAUAUCGUACAUGUUCCGUUUGCCAUUUGCGGCUGGUGCCGUUUUCAGUGCCUCCAUGUUGGAUACGUUACUCUAUCAGGCCUUUGUUAAAGAUUAUGUUAUAACAUUCGUGCGUUUGCUGCUCGGCAUUGAUCAGGCACCGGGCAGUGGGUUUUUGACAUCGAUGCGCAUCACCAAAGAGGACAUGUGGAUACGCACCUAUGGCCGUCUGUAUCAGAAAUUAUGUUCGACCACGUGUGAAAUACCCAUUGGCAUCUAUCGUACUCAGGACACUUCCAAUACGGAAGCAACACAUUAUUCGAUUAAUUUGGCGGAUGAGGCACGCGACAACCACGCCCAGCAAAUCGAAAGGGCGGAAAUUGCCAAUCUGGUGCGCAGUCGCAUGGAGUCGUUGAAUUUACCCACCAUUGAUUAUGAUGAUGUCAGCGAAAAGCGCAACCAUCUCUCGUAUGUGAUAAUCAAUCCGAGCUGUGAUCUUAAAUUAGAAGAAGGCGAUGUAAUAUAUUUAGUACGACCUUCACCCUUCUCAGCCCAGAAAACCUUUGAACGUCAUAAUUCACGACGCAAAUCAAACAUAUCAUUUUGUUCCAACAUCAAUUUGGGUGCGGCCUGCGGUCCCAAUGUCGGCCCAGUGGGUGUGGGCGGCAAUGCGGGUGCCGGUUCGAGACGUGGAUCGGGCAUGGCUGGCCUCAAUCCCAUGCAAAUGCAAAGUGUCCAGACAUUGGCCGGGUAUGCUUCGCCACGCUGCACGCCGCCAAUACAACAAAUUAAAUCCAAUUCUCUUUCUCUACCCGACAGUCCUACGGUUGUUGGCUCGCAGCGCGGACGGAGUAACUCAUUACGGAUCGAUAAUGAUAUUCUGCUGCGUCGUUCAUCAUCACUGCGUCAGGGUUUACCCAAUGUGGGCAUUAAUACGGGUCGCCGAAAAUCUUCACUGGAGGAGAUUGGCAUUAGCCAUUUUACCACACUGAUGCAGGCCACCAAUCACACAAAUCCCAUUAAAAUUGCCUUAAAUGGCAGCAUUGGUAUGGAGGUCACACCACCCGAAGAGCCAACACCCAUUCUGGGUGUACCCUGUAUUGUCCCAAGUGCACAGAGUGGUGGCAUCAAUCCCUCCUCAUUGGGUGGUAGUGGUGGAGGCGGCGGCGGAGGUGGCAGCGGUGGUUCCACCCUCAACAUUAACACAGCUGACUUGGCUGGCAGCUCGAAUCCAAAUAGCCCCCUACAAGUGCCCCAGGAUCAAUCACAAAACUCCGCUGUGCAAUCGCCCCAACAUCUGCAGGGUACAAUUGUAUGAUACAACCUUAUGUGGGGUCGCAGACUCCGCUCUUCAAUAUCGAAGAAAAAUAAAUGGAUUUAAUAUCGAGCCAAACGAGAUUGAGUUGACAUCGGGGUGCUGCGAC
Molecule: messenger RNA, 3250 nt
Organism: Musca vetustissima
Lineage: Eukaryota; Metazoa; Arthropoda; Insecta; Diptera; Muscidae
Gene: SLO2
Product: potassium channel subfamily T member 2
Exons: 16
Coding region: 43-3144 (1033 amino acids)
Biological process (GO): potassium ion transport
Cellular component (GO): membrane
Molecular function (GO): intracellular sodium-activated potassium channel activity
Source: RefSeq, a predicted model, not a curated record